AUGCAGGACACACCGUGCAACUACAAACAAGCUGCUCAGGUUCCGCACUGGCAGAAGGCCAUGCUCGAAGAAUUUCAGGCUCUAAAGAAACAAGGCACCUGGAUCCUUGUACCUCCUCCGCUCAACAAACCAAUUCUUGGCUGCAAAUGGACUUACAAAAAGAAAGUCUUACCCGAUGGGAAUGACACACCAACUAUUCAAAAACUGCUCAAGGAACUCCGAACCAACUUUGCAUUAAAGCAGCUUGGCGCCAUUUCACUGUUCCUAGGCAUCCAAACAAUAAAGCAAGCAGAUGGGCUCUUCCUAACUCAACAACAUUAUGCUGAAAAGCUUCUACGGGACUCCAAUCUUACCGAAAGCAAACCUGCUCCUACGCCAAGCCCACUCAAAACAAAACAGCCACCGCCGGACCUACAACCAUUCUCUGAUCCUACAACCUAUCGUCGCAUUGCCGGAUCUCUACAAUACCUCUCCAUCACUCGUCCCGACAUCGCCUUCGCCACGAACCAAAUCUGUCAACACAUGAACCAACCGACCAACUCUGACUAUCAAGCUCUCAAAAGGCUUCUUCGCUACAUCAAAGACACGAUCACUUACAGCCUUCCGAUCAAACCCGGUGAUCUCACUCUCCAGUCAUUUACAGAUGCCGAUUGA
Dendrobium catenatum is the source of this 654-nucleotide messenger RNA. RefSeq lists its product as uncharacterized. The record is from RefSeq and is a predicted model, not a curated record. Bases 1 to 654 code for a protein of 217 amino acids. Lineage: Eukaryota; Viridiplantae; Streptophyta; Magnoliopsida; Asparagales; Orchidaceae. The transcript has 2 exons.